AUGGCCAAAUACACUACCUACUUUGAUAAGCCUCCCGAAGGAUGGAGCUUCCUCGGCUUCUACCAACACCGCCAUAAUGAAAAAAACGUUAUCUUAUCCUUCAUGAAAGAGUCGUAUAUCCUCAAGAAUGCCUUGAGAAAUACCAAUGGCCAAAAUCUGGCAAAGUCAUUCAAGCCGUAUGAGGUUUCCGCCAAGUUCAUCUUCCACGACUAUGAGGACGCUCCGCGCGACGUUCCUCUAACGUUCCGCGUGAAUUUUGUG
Molecule: messenger RNA, 261 nt
Organism: Paraglomus occultum
Lineage: Eukaryota; Fungi; Glomeromycota; Glomeromycetes; Paraglomerales; Paraglomeraceae
Source: the annotation of a GenBank genome assembly